This is a messenger RNA of Prunus dulcis (almond), 2358 nucleotides long. RefSeq lists its product as uncharacterized. Lineage: Eukaryota; Viridiplantae; Streptophyta; Magnoliopsida; Rosales; Rosaceae. The record is from RefSeq and is a predicted model, not a curated record. Bases 1 to 2358 code for a protein of 785 amino acids. The transcript is spliced from 5 exons.
AUGGGCCCUAAGCGUGGUGGUGUCUGUAGAGGGACUAGGCAAUCGUCCCGACAUAAGGGACAGGAUCCCCAGCUCGGGCAGGAGGAAGUUCCUGUUCCUGCACCGGUACCUGAACUGGUAGAGCAGUCUGUUGUUGGAGGCCCGUCAGGAGCCGUACCUGCUGUGCCUACUAUGCAGGGAGAUCCCAACUUCCAGCAGACUUUGGAGUUGCUGACUCAGGCUUUAGCUAGGACUGGGCAGCCCAGAGAUCCCUCAUUGGGAUAUGCUGAUCAAGCUAAGAGGAUUGGGGCCACUGAUUUUGAUGGUGAUGGUAACCCAGCAGUUGCUGAGGAAUGGAUAGAAAGGAUGGAGCGGAUCAUGGAGGUCAUGGUUGUUCCACAGAACUGCAGGGUUACUCUGGCUACCUUCUUCUGGAUCAGAAAUACCAGACAUUGGUGGGAUUCGGUUAAGAUGAGAUAUCGGGAUCCUUUAGCCAUUACGUGGCAAGUAUUCAGAGCCGCAUUUGACAGUCAAUACUAUCUACAAGCCUACCAGAAUGUGAAGAUGCAAGAGUUUUUACAGCUGGAGCAGGGGAUAAUGAUAGUAUUAGAGUAUGAGCAAAGGUUUAAUGAUCUGUCUAAGUAUUGUCUUCCACUGGUGGAGGAUGAAAUCAAGAAGUGUCAACUUUUCACUAUGGGGUUAAAGGCUUCCAUUCGAGAUAUCGUGAUCAGUCAGCGGUUGACUAACUUUGGUGAUGUGGCGGUCCUAGUCAGGGAUCAUCCAAGAGAGGCAGUUACAGUUCUGGAUCAUCUAGUGGCCACAGCUACGGAGGAUACUGACCUGGCUUUAGUUCCAGUAGAGGUUCCAACCAGAAUGGCAGUUCUGGAAACCGCUCCGGGGGAAGUACAGCUAGAGGUACUGGGAGACAGUUGCUGUCAGCAUCUGGCAGGAGGAGUCGCCGCCAAUGUGCCAAGUGUGAAUAGAGAGACCACAGCUGCAUCGACUCUGGGGACAGGUAUGCAGGGUAGAUCAGAGGAGAUACCACAGUUUGUGGAGGCUUCGUCCAGUGGUGGAGCCCAGACCAGUGUAGCUAGCCGAGGUAGCAGUCAGCAAAGGGGACGUGGUGGACGUUCCAGGGCCACAGGCAGAGUGUAUAACAUGUCCCAGCAGGAAGCACAUGCAUCACCUGAUGAAAUUACAGGAUAUAUAGCGCAUGUAAUUGAUACCAGAGAUAAUGGGCUAAGAUUGGAAGAUAUUCCAGUCGUACAGGAAUUUCCAGAUGUAUUCCCCGAGGAUCUUCCUGGAUUACCUCCUCAUCGGGAGAUCGAGUUUAUUAUGGAGCUUGCUCCAGGAAUGAACCCUAUUUCUCAGGCACCGUACAGAAUGGCGCCAGCAGAGUUGAGGGAGUUAAAGACUCAGUUGCAGGAGCUGGUAGAUAAGGGUUUCAUCCGACCUAGCUUUUCUCAUUGGGGCGCUCCAGUGUUAUUUGUUAAGAAGAAGGAUGACACCAUGAGGUUAUGCAUUGACUACAAGCAGUUGAACAAGAUCACAUUAUGGGUUAGAGAAGAGGAUGUGCCUAAAACAGCAUUUCGAAUGAGGUAUGGGCACUAUAAGUUCCUGGUGAUGCCAUUUGGAUUAACUAAUGCGCCAGCUGCAUUUAUGGACCUCAUGAACAGAGUGUUUCGACGUUAUUUAGAUCGCUUUGUGAUUGUGUUCAUAGAUGACAUUCUGGUGUAUUCGAAGAGUCAGACGGCACAUAUGAAGCACUUAAACAUUGUGUUGAGGACUCUGAGAAGGAGGCAACUUUAUGCCAAAUUCAGCAAGUGUCAGUUUUGGUUAGACAGAGUUAGUUUCUUGGGGCAUGUGAUCUCUGCAGAGGACAAUUAUGUUGAUCCCCAAAAGAUUGAAGCAGUAGUGAAUUGGCUACGACCAACCAGUGUUACUGAGAUACGGAGUUUUCUGGGGUUAGCCAGGUAUUACCGUCGCUUCGUGGAUGGGUUCUCCACCAUAGCGGCACCUCUCACCUAUUUGACAAGGAAAAGAGUUAGGUUUGCGUGGUCAGAUAAGUGUGAGGAGAGUUUCAACAAACUCAAGAUCAGGCUGACCACUGCUUCGGUUUUAGCACUUCCGGAUGAUAGUGGGAACUUCGUUAUCUACAGUGAUGCAUCUCAACAAGGACUUGGGUGUGUGCUGAUGCAGCAUGGUAGGAUGAUCGCUUAUGCUUCUAGACAACUUAAGAAGCAUGAGUUGAAUUAUCCUGUUUAUGAUUUGGAACUUGCUGCAGUAGUUUUUGCCUUAAAGAUUUGGUGGCAUUAUCUUUACGGGGAAACAUGCCAGAUCUUUACAGAUUACAAAAGUUUAAAGUAUUUAUUCAUCUAG